CAUAACUUAGAGCUUGUUUACGUUGCAAUGUACAUUCGCUUUCAGUUACGCCCAUUUUCAUGCUGAAUGUUUAUUGUAUUUGUAUUAUUUAGAAAUAGAUUAUCUUAUUUCCAUUUUUGUUAAUUUUUAUUAAUGGGUAAUUUGCAAUGUCUAAAAUAAGUGAGAAAGAAUUUGAUAUGCAAUGUCGAUUGUGCACAUCAACGGAAGAAGGUCACAUACCAAUUUUUGGUCCUGAGGGCGAAUGCCGAAAUUUGGCCGGUAAAAUUAAAGAAUGUCUUCCAGUCUCAUUAGAGAGGGAAGAUGCCUUGCCAAAAAGUGUGUGCAAAACCUGUGCACACAAGCUGGAUGAUUAUUACAGCUUCCGAGAAGCUUGUGUCCGAGCAGAAGUAGCCUUAGAGUCCAGCCUCAAGGAACAACAACCUUCAGCAUUCCCAUUAGAACCAGAGUGCUGCCUGCAAGAAGUGGAGCCUGGGAACAGCUCUGUUAGACCAUCCAGUCAGUCCAAUUCUGGCAGAGUUCCUGUUAAUUCCAGGACAUUGGACAGUGUUUACAGUGCACCGCAUUUACAGAUGAGUGGUGGUGGCCUUGAUAUCUUUCCUAGACCAAAUUCACCCACAAUGAAAAAGUUGAUGCAGCGUCAAGGCCUUGGUGAUCUGGUAAUCACACCUGUCAUUCCUCAGACACCCAACAACCUGGUGUUACCUGCCGCUGACAAUAAACCUAAGACAGAAGUCACAUCCUGUUGGUCCCGUGUGGGUCACCCAACUUUGGAGGACUAUGUCUUAAUGAAGGAAGAUACAUUUACAGUAGACAGUAGCUGCUUCGACAACAACAACAGAGCACCAUCAAGAUUAAUAGCGAGUGGCCAGAUUGAAUUCCAUGCCAAUCACAGUGCUACAGUUCCAGCAGAACAGGACAAGGACAUUUUGUUGGCACAACGACGGAAGCGUGAGAUAUUGCCACCAAUGUGGGAUGUAUAUGAGAAAGUGGUAUUUUCACCAGGAAAAGAAAAUUCAGACUCCUCGAAUCAGAAUGGUAACAGUAAGAUCAUGUACACUGUUACUCACAGGCGGUACAUCAUAUCGAAAGGUGCCUUCCCAUGCUCUCUGUGCAAGAGGUGUUUCAGGAUUAAUCAGGGUUUUGAGCGAGAAGGUUCAGAAUCGAGGGAUCUGUUUGAAGAUGAUAACUCAGCAGAUAUCUCAAACAGUAAAUCGUCUGAUUAUGAUGACCACAGUGCUGGCACUACCAACAGUUCCAACUUGAAUAUGAAGUUUUUCAGCUGUCACAUUUGCUGUAAAGUAUUUCCAAGGCGUAGUUCACUGAAACGCCAUCAGCGUACUCAUAUGGACAGAAAAUUGUUUUCAUGUCCUUUGUGUCAGAAGGGCUUCAACCGGAAAGAGCAUCUAUCUCGCCACAUGAUUUCACAUUCUGGAGGAAGACCUUACAAUUGUGACAUCUGUUACAAACCAUUUACACGAAAAGAACAUCUGUCGCGACAUCGACUUUGCCACUUAAAUGCCUUACGUUAUUCCCUUGGUGACAGUACUAGGACCCCAGAUCCCUCCAUCCAGAACAGCAGUGGUGAGACUCCUUCAGUAGAACUUUCUGGUAAUCCUAGCACCCCUUCAAAUUCCACCAUUGUGCAGGAAGAUGACUCCUCCUCCAGUAUGGUCAGGCCCUUUGUUUGUGAUUUGUGUGGGCAGGGUUUCGCCAGGAAGGAACAUCUUUUGCGGCAUCAGCUCCGAACCCAUCGUACAACCCCAGAAAUUCAAGAUGAGCUUAAACCCUAUAACUGCAAUGUAUGCUCCAAAAACUUUACUCGUAAAGAACAUCUUGUUCGUCACCAAAAGAUACAUAUGAGGGAAUUUUUGUUUGGGUCUGCCAGAGGAGUGAUUCCUGGUACAGAUGUGUCCGUAUCACCAGUAUUAACUAACCGUGCCACAUCUAGUGGAGGUACAGUAAUGAAAACAGAACCACUUGAGGGACUGAUUCCACAUUCAAACCUACCAGGACUCAGUAUAUCUACUGUCCCCAUUAAAGUUGAUCCUUCAUCUUCAUGCGAUGGUACCAAAAUGAAGAGCGAAGAUACAGACGCAAACCAGACAGUAAUGAAUGGUCAGGAUGAUGAUAUGUCUCUGCAGUCUUCCUUGCAGGACAGUGUCGAUCAGACAGGACCUUCAACAUCAGCAGGAGCUGAUAUUGGUUGUGGCGAAGUUGUGAACAAACCUCAUCAUUGUCAGUUUUGCUCAGAUAAAACUUUCACUCGGCGUAGUCAUUUAGUGAGGCAUUUUAAGCGAUUCCACUCUGACAAACCAUUGAGUCUUGUACUGUCUAGUAGGCGUAGAGCUUCUGCACAAGAGAAACAGGAAUUUGAAAGAUACUUGCUUAACAAUGGGCAGUAUUGGUGCAUCAUCUGUGGAAAGACAUUUGGACGUCGAUACCAUCUUGUGCGCCACAUGAAACAGCAUGGGCCUAAUGAGAUUGCACAUCCAUUUCAUUGCUCAGCAUGUAACAAUUCUUUCAGCCAACAUGAAUAUUUUCAGACUCAUAAAUGUAAAGGUAGUGAUGAUCUUGCCCCACAAGUGGGGCAGGAAGAGUUAAAUUCAAAAACAGAUGGGGAAGGUAUAUCCGCAGGCACAGAAGAAACCAAGGAUGUAUUAAAAAAGAUGCCAGCAAAACGUGACAAACGGAAAAGAAGCAAGUGUAAUUAUGAAUGUGUAACUUGUGGCAAAGGUUUUUCUAAAAAGAAACUUCUGAACAGACAUGCUGAAUCACAUGUCGACCUGACAGAGGACAACAGUCAACCAUUGUAUUAGUAGAUGCAUAAUUAAGAGUAAAGAAAAUAAGGGAACAAAGGAUGCAGAACUAAGUGAAGUCUGAGAAGAGUCAGGUGUUCCUUAGGUAUUUGUACUGGUAUACAUGUAAUUCCUGAUUCAUUUGUGUAUGUGUCUUCAGCUGUAAUCUUUGAGUUCUAUAGCUUCCUACAUGGUAAAUUUAUAGUCUUUUUGAAGCAUAAUAUUCAACUCUGGGGAUAUAGUCCUGUAUGAGGAACAUUAAUUCUUGCCUUUUGAAUUCUACUUUGCAAUUUGGGUGAAUGUUAUAAUUAACCCAUAAGCUUGCGACAUGGCAAUCCAGUUGCCAUUUCCAGUUAGCUUAUGUAUGGUUGUCAGCUUUGUAGCCAUUAGCAUAAAGUCAUCUUCUGUUACUGUCUCUUUCCUGAACCUUAUUCUGGUAAAUGUAUAUGCAUUGUGAAAGUAGAAUCUCCAACAUUUGGUUCUUAAAGUUAUUUUGACUUUUCCUGUUCUAUGUUCAGAAAAAUCACCAGUGCUUUAACUGCAAGAAAGUUAUAAUUGAAAAAUGGAUUCAAUUAUUUUUACAAUGUAUGGCUUGUUAUUCCAGUAAUAAUUAAAAUGUGUAACAGUGAAUAUGUCAGUUCUUGUGACAAAUGUCAGGAUGUGGUAGUCUAGGUUUAAGUCUCUGGUCUUCCAUGCAAUAGAUCUUGGGUUCAGGACCAAUCAGAUUAUUGUAUUUGUAUUGUAUUUAGAGAGUGUGGGUUUCCCCAUGCACUAAGACCAACUGUU
Cryptotermes secundus is the source of this 3581-nucleotide messenger RNA. RefSeq names its product zinc finger protein 271. Lineage: Eukaryota; Metazoa; Arthropoda; Insecta; Blattodea; Kalotermitidae. The record is from RefSeq and is a predicted model, not a curated record. The transcript is spliced from 6 exons. Gene Ontology annotation, cellular component: nucleus. Bases 147 to 2816 code for a protein of 889 amino acids. Gene Ontology annotation, biological process: regulation of transcription by RNA polymerase II. Gene Ontology annotation, molecular function: zinc ion binding; RNA polymerase II cis-regulatory region sequence-specific DNA binding; DNA-binding transcription factor activity, RNA polymerase II-specific.